Molecule: messenger RNA, 1459 nt
Organism: Pocillopora verrucosa
Lineage: Eukaryota; Metazoa; Cnidaria; Anthozoa; Scleractinia; Pocilloporidae
Source: RefSeq, a predicted model, not a curated record
GUUUAUUCGAGCCAAUAAAUACAGCAAGAUAAGCGAGCUUGUACAACUCAAAAUCAAGACUUCAUAAGACAGAGAGAACGGGCGAAGACCGAUAAGACUUACGUUCUUCAGAUCAACUUAUCAACAUGCAAAUAACGAUAUUGAUGAUAUUAUCAUUUUCUUUCCUCAUACACGGCACGGCAUCUGAUGCUUGCAGAGACCGCUUAAGGACGAGAGCGUGCAAAAACUUACUACGAAAUUAUCGCCUUAAAGGCAUAGAGGGUUGCAAAUGGAAGUCUGUGAAGUCGAUCUGCGCUCUCACUUGCAAUUCGUGUGUGGUGAAACCGAAGUGUGCCUUAGAAACAAGUAAGUACGGAUGUUGCUGGGACAAGAAGACAGAGGCCAAAGGAUUCUAUGGUGAAGGUUGUCCUGAGUGCACAGACCGUUAUCCAAAGUACUGCCAAAGACGAAUGUCUAUACUUUCUACAAAGAGAGCGUGCGAUGAGCGGGGAAAAGCAUUUUGUCCAAAGAGCUGUGGUGUUUGCAGAUUGCACGCCCUAGCCCAGCCCAUACAGGAUUGUUUUUCCUCUCCACACGGUUGUUGUUGGGAUUAUUCAGAAGCAGAGGGACCUAAUGGAGAGGGGUGCAUGGAAUGUAGAGACCAAUAUCCUAAUGUUUGCACGCUCUGGUACGACUUCUGUGAUCCUGAUGCGUUGAAAUACAAGGUCCUAAGACAGUCAGUGGAAUUUAUAAAAGCAAACUGUCCAGUUACAUGCAAAAAAUGCCAACCGGGACAAAGACUGCUGAAGUCUUCAAGAAACCUUAACGAACAACUAUAGAUGUCUCUCUGUAAAAUGGAAAACCACAAACGAGGGAACCUCUGUAACACGUUUAACGUCGUCGGAAACAGAAAAGGACGAGAGAUGAACUGCCAAACAACGUGCAUUACACUGCGCCGUCCCGUGUGCUACCGUUUUUAUCGAUAAUUAAAAUAAGGCGUCCGCUCUCUGCGCCAAGAGGAAGAAUACGAGAAGUUUUUUUUAGAUGUUAACAUUUUCAUUUCAUGCAAUCAGAAAACGAAUUUUGAAAGAUGGUCGUUACUUUUCGACUUUUCCUCCCAGAGGAGACAGUGACCUCAAAUCAAAAAGGAAAAAUGGCUCGCAUCGAAAUUUUGAAAAUAAGCAAAAGAGAUAAUAGGUGAUAAUAGUACACUUGCCGUAAGGUCGACAGAUUUGAGAUCGCUGCUUACGCCAGAUUAAGAAAAGUGAAGGUUAUUAGCCAGCAAGAAGUUUAUUGCAGUCGCUACGAGAGAUGGUCGCUUCCAAGAGUCCCAUGUAAAUAUUCUCGCAACAGGCAAUAUGUUGAUACUUGCGAAAAGACAUAAUUGCUAACGAAGGACCUCUGUAAAUAUUAUUAUGUAAAGAGUAAUGAAUGUGACAUUAAACAAGAAAAAAAGGGAGUCAUCAUUUGUGAAUUUGGC